This is a messenger RNA of Selaginella moellendorffii, 1271 nucleotides long. RefSeq names its product traB domain-containing protein. NCBI's taxonomy places the organism in Eukaryota, Viridiplantae, Streptophyta, Lycopodiopsida, Selaginellales, Selaginellaceae. The transcript has 8 exons. The record is from RefSeq and is a predicted model, not a curated record. The coding region runs from base 20 to 1189 and encodes 389 amino acids.
UGAGGUUUUAGGGCGGAGCAUGGCGGAGAGCACGACGGGAGACGCCGCGGCGAAGGUCUGUGAUGCUCCUCCCCCCGCAUUCCAGCCGGAUCGCUUGGAGAAUUUUAAGGUGGAUCCCGGAAGCGAUCGAUUGGUUCGUGUCGACGAUUCAGUAGAGACGGAGAAGACUGAGAAUCACGCCGGGCCGGAGGAACAGGAGGAUCGAAGGGGCGAAGAAGAAGGAGAAGAAGCACAAGGAAAAGAAGAAGAGGGAGAAGAAGAGGAAGCUCUCCGCGAGUUGCCUGAGAAGAUGAGAAAAUCUGUGGAAGUCAUUCAUCACAUUUCGGGAGAGACCGGCCUUGAGUCUACGGUCUAUAUGGUCGGCACAGCGCAUAUUUCUAAGGAGUCGUGCGAUCUCGUUGAAGCCGUGAUCAAGCUCGUCAAACCAGAGGCUAGCUUUCUUCACUUUUUGUUCCACAGACUCUAUCUGACUUCUUUUCGUGAACAGGCAGUUUUUCUUGAGUUGUGCAGAGAACGAUGCUCUUUGCUUUUGAAAACAACAAAUGGAAUUCCCACAGUAAAGCAGAUGCUAGAGUCGUGGAGAUCAAAGAAAAUGAAUUCCUUUGGAAUCAUUUAUUCGUACUUCCUCGCAAAGGCUGCUCAAAGGCUGGAAGUUCCACCGGGGGGUGAAUUUCGAAGAGCUUAUGAAAUCGGACGCGCUUGCAAUGCGCUUGUUAUUCUCGGGGACCGGCCUGCUUCGAUUUCGCUGAAACGAGCUGUGGCGAGGUUGACACUCUGGCAAAAGAUGAAGCUGGGCGGGACUUUACUCUGGAGUAUAAUUCGCCUACCGGGGGCUGAGGAACUCGAGAAAAUGCUAACGGAGCUCACCGACACCGAUGAAUUUGUAAAAUUCCUGAGAGAAUAUUGCAAGAAUUUUCCCACGCUUCUGGACGCUCUCCUGACGGAAAGAGACUUAUUCAUGACUUCAACGCUGAGAAGCGCGUGCAGCAAAUACGCCUCCGUUGUUGCGGUUGUCGGCAAAGGUCACGUUUCAGGGAUCAUUGCCAACUGGACCAAACCACCUAUCGAGGUCGAUGCUCUACUUGAAGUCCCAGAGAAAAAAUCGUGGGGAGUUCGCUGGCGGCUUGGAUCUCUGUCUUUGGUUGGAGUUGGCCUCGGCUUCUACAUAGGGAAGAGAUGGAUGCUGUGAAGAGCCUGUAAAUUUUCCAGUUACCUCGUUAGAGGUUAACAGCGUUAUGUUCCAGCUCUCAUAUGAUCUCGAUCAGUCCUCA